Messenger RNA from Frankliniella occidentalis (western flower thrips), 990 nucleotides. RefSeq names its product adenylate kinase isoenzyme 6 (gene Ak6). The coding region runs from base 57 to 659 and encodes 200 amino acids. Gene Ontology annotation, cellular component: cytoplasm; nucleus. The record is from RefSeq and is a predicted model, not a curated record. The transcript has 4 exons. Gene Ontology annotation, molecular function: ATP hydrolysis activity; AMP kinase activity; ATP binding. Lineage: Eukaryota; Metazoa; Arthropoda; Insecta; Thysanoptera; Thripidae.
CGUCACAUUGCUAUUGGUGUUGAAUGGACAAAUAAAACGAAAAAUACAAACACCGCAUGUGUGUGACGAAAACAUUGGCAGUAAAGUCUAGAAAAGAAACUAGAAGCAACUCUACCAAGAUGCCUGUGACAGCUGUGAGUCGUACGAAACCGAACAUCUUAAUAACAGGCACUCCUGGAACUGGGAAGUCUUCCCUCUGCAAACAGUUAGCAGAGAAAACUGGUUAUGAAUGGCUCGAGGUAUCAAAACUUGCCAAGGACUGGGAAUGCAUUAGUGACUACGAUGAGGAAUACGACACCUCUGUAUUAGAUGAAGAUAAGUUGUUGGAUACUAUGGAACCCAUCAUGGCCAAUGGAGGAAAAAUUGUAGACUACCAUGGAUGUGACUUCUUUCCGGAGCGAUGGUUUAAUAUUGUCUUUGUUCUACGAACUGACAAUACAAUUCUGUAUGACCGGUUAUCAGAAAGAGGCUACACAGGAAAGAAACUGUCAGACAAUGUAGAAUGUGAAAUUUUCCAAACUCUAUUAGAAGAAGCAAAGUCAUCUUACGAUGAAGAUAUUGUACAUGAACUGCAAAGCAGCACUCUAGCAGAGGCCGCAAGCAAUUUAGAAAGGAUUGUAAGCUGGACUGAUCAAUGGACAAAGGAUAACACAAGCUAAAUUUCUUGUUAAAUAAAUCAGACAUGUGGAAAAGUUGUAAGUUUUUCUUAAUUCAAAGCACUUGUUGUUCAGAAUUUAUUUUCAUGGGCCUGUUGUUUUGUUUGAUCUGUAUAUGAUUUAUAACUUGAAUCAUCUUUUAAUGACUGUUGCCCACUUAAAUUGUUUGCUUCUCAAAGUCAAUGGGUCGGGUUUGCGCAUUGUUACUGUACAAUAAUUCCAUUUGCUCUGGGAAUAUACUUUGUGUUUGUUUAUUGAAGAGAUGAAGUAAUACAAAUCUGUGAUUUUUCAGAAACUUUGUUAUUGGUUUUCUAUUAAACAGUUUCAAUUGAAA